AUGGAUUCUCAAUCCACCAUGGAUUCUCAAUCCACCAUGGAUUCUCAAUCCAUCAUGGAUUCUCAAUCCACCAUGGAUUCUCAAUCCACCAUGGAUUCUCAAUCCACCAUGGAUUCUCAAUCCACCAUGGAUUCUCAAUCCACCAUGGAUUCUCAAUCCACCAUGGAUUCUCAAUCCACCAUGGAUUCUCAAUCCAUCAUGGAUUCUCAAUCCACCAUGGAUUCUCAAUCCACCAUGGAUUCUCAAUCCACCAUGGAUUCUCAAUCCACCAUGGAUUCUCAAUCCACCAUGGAUUCUCAAACCACCAUGGAUUCUCAAUCCACCAUGGAUUCUCAAUCCACCAUGGAUUCUCAAUCCACCAUGGAUUCUCAAUCCACCAUGGAUUCUCAAUCCACCAUGGAUUCUCAAUCCACCAUGGAUUCUCAAUCCACCAUGGAUUCUCAAUCCACCAUGGAUUCUCAAUCCACCAUGGAUUCUCAAUCCACCAUGGAUUCUCAAUCCACCAUGGAUUCUCAAUCCACCAUGGAUUCUCAAUCCACCAUGGAUUCUCAAUCCACCAUGGAUUGUCAAUCCACCAUGGAUUCUCAAUCCACCAUGGAUUCUCAAUCCAUCAUGGAUUCUCAAUCCACCAUGGAUUCUCAAUCCACCCCAUAG
Messenger RNA from Sycon ciliatum, 654 nucleotides. RefSeq names its product protein SON-like. The record is from RefSeq and is a predicted model, not a curated record. The transcript has a single exon. Bases 1 to 654 code for a protein of 217 amino acids. NCBI's taxonomy places the organism in Eukaryota, Metazoa, Porifera, Calcarea, Leucosolenida, Sycettidae.